Molecule: messenger RNA, 921 nt
Organism: Tachyglossus aculeatus (Australian echidna)
Lineage: Eukaryota; Metazoa; Chordata; Mammalia; Monotremata; Tachyglossidae
Exons: 1
Coding region: 1-921 (306 amino acids)
Source: RefSeq, a predicted model, not a curated record
AUGGAGGAGGAGCCGCCCGUUCGGGAAAUCAGCGUUCCCGAGGCCCAACAGGUCCUGCAAGAGUUCCAGUGCUUGGUGGACGAGGUAGGGGGGGAGGGACAAGUCCAGCUGGUGGGGGAAAUCGUGGAAAAAGAGCAAUGCCAGAAGCUACUGGGUGACUUCGCCCGGGAGCUGUUCCCGAAGCUGCACGAGGUCUGCAACAACGCGACCGGGGCCCCGCCGGCUCCGGUCAAGGACCUCGACCCGUCCGACUACACCCAGCUCAUCUUCUUCGUGUGUCGGGCCUCCGUCCUGCGCGUCCAGCGCCGCCGCCUCAGGAAGCUGCUCUACGACCUGCGGCAGGGGAAGAAGAACGCGCCCACCGCCCUCGUCGCCGUCAUCGUCUACCCCUCGAGCCCCAAGGAGGCCAAGGAGUCCCAGCAGCUGAUGCAGAGCCUGCUGCGCACCAUCUUCUUGGAGAAGCCCCUGGCCCCCGCCCCGAACCUGGGCAGAAAUAUGGAGCUGGAUUCCGUCAAGGUGGAAGUGGAGGUGUUCAUCCCCGGCAAGAAGCACGGCACCCUCCACAUCAUGAAGGCCGCGUGCCGCGCCAACCGGGCCCUGCAGUCGAAGCAGUCGUCGCCGUGCUUGUCGCGCACUCCGACGGGCUCGCGGACUUCGUCCCAGUGGGAGACGCGGUCGUCGUCCAUGCAGUCCCUGGGUCGGCCGCUCCCCGAGACCCCGAUGCUGUCGCCGGUGGCGGAGCAGCCGUCGGCAUCGGAGAGCUCAACCUCCGGUGAGUGCCAACUGGGAGCCGGCGGCGGGGCGGGGGAAUGCCGACUGCUCCGAGUCGGGAGGGACCGAGGCGGGACCCGAAACCAAAUAGGACGGAGGCCUGCCCCGGGGGACCCGGCGACUGACGAUAUAGGGACCAUCUCCCAUUAG